Messenger RNA from Esox lucius (northern pike), 3184 nucleotides. RefSeq names its product NLR family CARD domain-containing protein 3-like. The transcript is spliced from 8 exons. Gene Ontology annotation, molecular function: protein binding. The coding region runs from base 19 to 3135 and encodes 1038 amino acids. The record is from RefSeq and is a predicted model, not a curated record. NCBI's taxonomy places the organism in Eukaryota, Metazoa, Chordata, Actinopteri, Esociformes, Esocidae.
UUCCUGGUCCAGGAGGAUAUGAUGAGUGGAGAGAUGUAUGAUAUAAUCAGAGACACCAAGCCCAGUCAGAACCAGAUGAGGGAGCUGUACAAAGUCUUAAUUUCAGGUGGAGUUAAAGUCAAAUCUGCCUUCUACAAGAUCCUCCAGGAGAAAGAGCCUUAUUUGGUCCAGGAUCUGGGUGGAUUGACUAGGAGCCCUGGGGAGAAGAAAGAUGCCAUCACACAAAAAGUUAAAGAAAAACAUAAAGCCAAUCUGAAAGAGAAGUUUAUAUUUCUGUGUGAAGGAACUACAGAGGAAGAAACUCGACUUGAUAGCAUUUACACACAUCUCUACAUCACACAGGGAGAGAGUGAAGGGGUUAACGAACAACAUGAGGUUAGACAGAUUGAAUAUACAUCUAGGAGAAGAAACACAUCAGACACUCCCAUCAACUGUAAUGACAUCUUCAAACCCUCACCUGGAGAGAAGAGUGAAGAGGAGAGACCCAUCAGAACCGUCAUGACAAAGGGCAUUGCUGGAAUCGGAAAAACAGUCUCAGUGCAGAAGUUCAUCCUGGACUGGGCAGAGGGGAGAGCCAAUCAGGAUUUGGAUUUCAUUUUUGUGCUUCCUUUCAGAGAACUGAAUUUGGUCCAUAAACUCCAAUACAGUCUUCAAGGACUUCUGAAUUACUUCCACCCUGAACUUGGAGAAAUAAAGGAUGCACAGAAAUAUGCUGACUGUAAAGUAAUGUUCAUCUUUGAUGGUCUGGAUGAAAGCAGAUUACCAUUAGAUUUUAAUCACAACUUGAUGCUGAGUGAUCUUAAUGAGACAUCAUCAGUUGACAGGUUGAUGACAAAUCUCAUUAGUGGCAAACUGAUCCCCAAAGCUCUCAUAUGGAUAACCUCCCGACCAGCAGCAGCUAAUCAGAUCCCUCGUAAGUACAUCAGCAAGGUGACAGAAGUACGAGGGUUCAGUGACAAAGAGAAAGAAGAAUACUUUAAGAACCGAUUCAGAGAUGAGAACCAGGCCAACAGUAUCAUCUCACACAUUAAUACAUCAAGAAGCCUCCACAUCAUGUGUCACAUACCAGUCUUCUGUUGGAUUACUGCCAGGGUUCUUCAGCACAUGAUGACUGAAGGAAAGAGUGGAGAUAUCACAACUCUGACUGAGAUGUACUCUCACCUCACACUCAUUCAGACAAAUCUGAAAAGCAUGAAGUACGAUGGCAAAACUGAGGAUGAAUGGGACACAAUCACAGAAACAAACAAGGAAAUAAUUCUCAAACUGUCACAACUGGCAUUUAAACAGCUGGUGAAGGGAAACAUCAUAUUCUAUAAGAAAGACCUGGAAGAGUGUAGGAUUGAGGUCACUGAAGCCUUGGUGUACUCUGGGUUUUGUACAGAAAUCCUGAAAGAAGAGUUUGGAUUGUAUAAGAAGAAGGUGUACUGCUUUGUUCACCUGAGCUUCCAGGAGUUCCUUGCUGCUCUGUAUGUUUUCCACUGCUGUGUGACCAAGAACAUCAAGGACCUGAAGUGUUUCAUUGAAGAUGUGUCUAUAGAACUGCCCUUUCAUCAGCUGCUGAAUAUGAUAGUGGUUAAAACAUUGGAGAGUGAGAAUGGACACCUGGACCUGUUCCUCCGCUUCCUUGUUGGCAUCACACUGGAGUCCAACCAGAGACUGUUACAAGGCCUACUGCCACAGACAGAGAUCAGCUCAGUGACUGUUGAUGAAAUAAAGAAAUACCUCAGGAAGCCGAAUGUAGAACAAGUCUCACCUGACAGGUACAUCAAUCUACUCAUCUGCUUGACUGAGAUGAAAGAUGAUUCAGUACAUGGUGAUAUUGACAAGUUCCUUAAGUCAAAAAACCAAACAGAGCAACUAUCAGGUACACACUUCUCAGCACUGGCCAACGCACUGCUGAUGUCAAAGGGUGUGCUGGAUGAGAUUGACCUGAGGACAUACAACUGGUCACCUGGGUGUACGAGAAUUGUCCCAGCUGUACGGAAAUGUAGAAAGGCAAUAUUGGGUGAUUUUACACUCUCUGAGGAGGACUGCAGAUCACUGGCUUUUGCUCUCCAAUCAGCAGGCUCAUCUCUGAGAGAACUGGACCUAAGGAACUGUAGGCUGUCUAAUGACGGGUGGGAAAUCUUUACUGCUCUGAAACAUCCUCACUGUAAACUACAGACUCUGAGCCUGAAUGGCUGUGAUCUGACAGAGAGAUCUUGUGAAGCGUUGGCCUCAGCUCUGAGAUCAAACUCCUCUCAUCUGAAAGAGUUGGACCUGAGUCACAAUGACCUGCUGGAUUCUGGAGUGAAGCUUCUCCAUGAGGGACUGGGGAAUCAGAACUGUAAAUUGGAACGACUGAGGCUGUCAUUCUGUAAAGUCACAGAGGAAGGCUGUGCUUCUCUGGCUUCAGCUCUGAGUUCAAAUCCCUCCCACCUGAGAGAACUGGACCUGAGCUUCAAUCACCCAGGAGACUCUGGAGUGAACCUGCUCUCUGCUGGACUGGAAGAUCCUGACUGUAGACUGGAGAAGCUCAAUGUGGACCAUAAUGAUGAAAUCUGGGAAAAUACACAGCUAAUGAAGAAAUAUUACUGUGAUCUCACUCUGGACCCAAACACUGCGUACAGAUAUUUUUCUCUGUCUGAGGGGAACCGACGGGUAGAAGAGAACAUGCUACAGGAGCGUCUGUUUCCUGAUCACCCGGAGAGAUUUGAAUCCUGGACACAGGUGCUGUGUAGAGAGGGUCUGACAGGUCGCUGUUACUGGGAGGUGGAGAGAAGAGGGAUGGCUCACAUCGCAGUGACAUAUAAAGGCAUCAGAAGAAAGGGGAACAGUAUGGCUUGCAUGCUUGGAUGGAAUGACAAAUCCUGGAGUCUGUACUGCCUGACGGAUCAUUACAUUACCUACCACAAUAGGGAACAGACAAUUAUACCUGUUCCUCAACUCAUCCACCCUCCUCAACCCCAGAGAGACCUGACCUCUCCUCCAUCCAGAGUAGGAGUAUUUCUGGACUGGUUGGCCGGCACGCUGUCCUUCUAUGAGGUCCACUCUGACACAAUGACCCACCUGUACACAUUCCACACCACAUUCACUGAGCCCCUCUACCCAGGGUUUAAGCUUGAGCAUUCAGUGACUCUGUGUCAGGUAGUGUAACUUCCUGUGUCACUGAGGAACUCCAGUCUCUCCAUGGUAACACAGUGUC